CAAAACUUAUUAGUCUUGUGUUUUAAAUGUGGAUGGAUAGAACUUGUGGUUUGCUGUUUUGAUUUAUCGAUUUUUAUAAAUUAAUUAAUUGAUUUUUUCAAAAAAAAAAAAAUUAUCAUCAUGGACAAGAAUAAUAAUGAAAUAUCACCCGAAGAUUCGGAUUCAAAUUUCGAUGAUAAAGAUUUGGUUAAAAAACCACCAAUACCAUAUCCGAAAUCGGUUAUUUUUAUCAUUGGAAAUGAAUUCUGUGAACGAUUCUCCUUUUAUGGAAUGAGAACGAUUCUCAUCUUAUAUCUAAUGAAUCGAUUAAGUUAUGGAGAGAAUUCAGCAACAAUGGCAUUCCAUGUGUUUGCAAUGGCAUGUUAUUUUACUCCAUUAGCUGGUGCUGUAUUGGCCGAUUCAUUUUUAGGAAAAUAUUGGACCAUAUUGAUUAUAUCAUGUUUAUAUGUAGCCGGUAGUAUUGUUAUUGCCCUUUCUUCGAUCAGUGGUUCGACUCUAUUUUCAAUGCUUGGAUUGGCAUUGAUUGCAAUCGGUACCGGUGGUAUUAAACCAUGUGUUGCUGCAUUUGGUGGCGAUCAAUUUAUUCGUGGUCAAGAGCAACAAUUACAACGAUUUUUUUCAUUCUUUUAUAUCGCUAUCAAUAGUGGUAGUUUAAUUUCAACAUUUUUAACACCAAUUCUACGUGAAGAUGUUGGCUGUUUAGGUCGUUCAGAUUGUUAUCCAUUAGCAUUCGGUAUACCUGCUAUACUUAUGAUUGUUUCAUUGGCAUUUUUUGUAAUCGGACGUUUUUGGUAUGGUUAUCGUGUUGUACCGCCACAAAAACAAAAUGUUAUUCUUACCGUCGGUAAAUGUGUUUAUCAUGCAUUGACGGGAAAAUUUUCAUCAAUGGCACCGAAACGCGAACAUUGGCUUGAUCAUGCCGAUCUUUAUCAUAAUCAUCAAACAAUACUUGAAGUAAAAACAUUAAUGCGUAUUCUAUUUCUUUAUAUUUCAUUACCAAUUUUUUGGGCAUUAUUUGAUCAACAAUCCUCAAGAUGGACAUUACAAGCAAUACGAUUAAAUGGUGAUUUUGGUUUCUAUACAAUCAAACCGGAUCAAAUCCAGGUUAUCAAUCCAAUAUUGAUUGUUGCAUUUAUACCUUUUUUUGAAAAUGUUAUCUAUCCAAUAUUUAAUCGUAUCGGUUUGAAUAAACCAUUACGUCGUAUGGUUAUUGGUGGUAUAUUUGCCAGUCUUUCAUUUGCCGCUUGUGGUAUUUUACAAACACAAAUUGAAAAAGAAUUACCACCAACAAUGGCUAAAGGUACAAAUCAUUUGAUGUUGAUAACAGAAAAUUCUAAAAUAAUGAACAUGUCAAUUUUUGAUGAAUUUAAUUCAAACAUUGAAUUUGAACAAAAUCCAUUGAAAAUAUAUGCCAGUAUUCCAAGAGUAAAACUAAAUGAUAAAUUUAUUGUUCCCUAUGAUAAAAAUAUUACGUUAAAAAAUGAUAAAACAUUGGUAAUAUAUUUGGAAAAAAACAAUCAAUCACCAUUGAUAUUUGUGAUGGAUAAUGUUCUAAGUAAACCAAUUGGUAGUGGUGCGCAAAUGUUUACAAUAUUUAAUUUGAAAAAUUUUCACAAUGAAACAUUUUCAUCCACCGAUACAAAUGAUGAUGUCAUUAUUGAUUCGAUAAUUCAAAAUUUCACUAUCAAUACGAUUGGUAAACUAAAAACAUUCGAAAUAGAAGUGAAAGGAAAAUCAUCAUCGAUGAGUGUAGGUGAAGCACGAAGCAAUUAUAAACUUGGUCAAGGUACAGCAUAUGUUCAAUUGAUCACCGGUGAUAUGGAACAUGCAGAUAAAAUAAAUUUUCAACUAAUUCAAUUGAUCGAAUCAAAUAAAAUAUCUGUAUUAUGGCAAAUAAUUCAAUAUGUAUUGAUUACGGCUGCUGAAAUUAUGUUCUCUGUAACUGGAUUAGAAUUUUCCUAUUCACAAGCACCGAAAUCAAUGAAAUCUGUUAUACAAGCUGCUUGGCUAUUAAAUGUUACUAUCGGUAAUCUAUUGGUAGCAAUUAUUGCUGAUGUUCAAUUAUUUCCAAAACAAUCGAUGGAAUUUUUCUUUUUUGCCAUACUUAUGUUGGUUGAUAUUAUUAUAUUUGCCGUACAGGCUUAUUUCUAUGUACCAUAUCAAGGUAAAAAUACCACACAACAUUAUGAUUCUGAACCAUUUGAUGAUAAUGCAAAUGGACAUCGUUCAAGAGUAUGGUCAAUGGUUUCAGCUGAAGGUGAAUUACCUAAAUUGAAUCCGGUUAUUUUGGAUGAAAAUGAAUAUGAUCAUAAUGCUACAUGGACCAGUGGUAGUAGAAUGUAGAAUUUAAAAUUUUAUAUUUUUCAAUAACAAAAAUUUGUAUUAUACAACAAAAUACUUUUUAUUUCCUUUUGGCUUUUAAAUAAAUAUCAUAA
Molecule: messenger RNA, 2435 nt
Organism: Dermatophagoides pteronyssinus (European house dust mite)
Lineage: Eukaryota; Metazoa; Arthropoda; Arachnida; Sarcoptiformes; Pyroglyphidae
Product: solute carrier family 15 member 2-like
Biological process (GO): transmembrane transport; oligopeptide transport
Cellular component (GO): membrane
Molecular function (GO): transmembrane transporter activity
Source: RefSeq, a predicted model, not a curated record